AUGGAAAAAGAUUUAGAAACCAAACAGUAUAGCAGUUUAGAUAAAGAACUAACACCCAAACAUCACCAAAUUCAAGUUUCAGAACAACCAAAGCCCAAACCUAAACUAACUCUACCACCAGUUUUUGAAAAACCACCACAACCAGAACAAAUUCCUGUACCAACACCAGUAUUUAUUCGUCAAACUGUACCAGUUGCAAAACCAGAGUUAUCACUAAAAUCAUCACUAAAACUCAAAGCUAGAAUCGAAGAGUUGGAAAAACUUUUACAAGAAGAAAUUGAUAAAAACAAAGCAUUAACAUUGAAACUCUAA
Molecule: messenger RNA, 312 nt
Organism: Dictyostelium purpureum
Lineage: Eukaryota; Evosea; Eumycetozoa; Dictyosteliales; Dictyosteliaceae
Exons: 3
Coding region: 1-312 (103 amino acids)
Source: RefSeq, a predicted model, not a curated record